Messenger RNA from Sinocyclocheilus anshuiensis, 2408 nucleotides. RefSeq names its product semaphorin-5A-like. Gene Ontology annotation, cellular component: plasma membrane. The transcript has 16 exons. Gene Ontology annotation, molecular function: chemorepellent activity; semaphorin receptor binding. The annotation marks the transcript as partial. NCBI's taxonomy places the organism in Eukaryota, Metazoa, Chordata, Actinopteri, Cypriniformes, Cyprinidae. The record is from RefSeq and is a predicted model, not a curated record. Gene Ontology annotation, biological process: semaphorin-plexin signaling pathway; neural crest cell migration; positive regulation of cell migration.
AUUUGAUUUCCGUGGCAGAUGCCCAGCGCUCUAUGCUCCUGCCCCAGCAGUACUGAGCAGAGUCCCGUGGACCCCCAUGGCUCCCCCCGUGGAGGGAACGCCCCUGGCCCGCUGCCUCGUCCUGCUGCACAGCCUGCUGCUGCUGUUGCCCAGAGGAGUGCCCUGCCGGGGGGCCACACGGGCCCCGGAGUCCCCCUGCCAUAGAGCUGAACACCCACUCAUCUCUCACACAGAAAUCGAGCCUUGGAUCCACCGAUUCAGAGCUGAGGGCACCGUCGAUUAUUCACAGCUGACCUUUGACCCCGGCCAGAACGAACUAAUCGUGGGUGCAAGAAAUCAUCUCUUCAGGUUACAUUUGGAGGAUAUUUCAUUGAUCCAGGAGGCAGAAUGGCAUUGCGAUGAGUUUACCAAAGGAGCCUGUUUCAGUCGAGGCAAAUCAGAGGAGGAGUGCCAGAAUUACAUCCGUGUUCUACUCGUCAACGGCGACAGGCUGUUUACAUGCGGGACAAAUGCAUUCACUCCAAUUUGCACCAACCGCACGCUGACUAACCUGACCGAGGUCCAUGAUCAAAUCAGUGGGAUGGCACGGUGCCCCUAUAACCCUCUGCAUAAUUCCACUGCCCUCAUCACUUCCAGCGGGGAGCUGUAUGCCGCCACAGCCAUGGACUUUUCCGGCAGGGACCCGGCAAUCUACCGAAGCCUGGGAGGACUUCCACCUCUGCGUACUGCUCAAUACAACUCCAAAUGGCUCAAUGAGCCCAACUUCGUUUCCUCCUACGACAUCGGCAACUUCACCUACUUCUUCUUCCGUGAGAACGCCGUGGAGCAUGACUGCGGCCGGACGGUGUUCUCUCGCGCCGCUCGCGUCUGCAAGAACGACAUCGGGGGCCGUUUUCUGCUGGAGGACACCUGGACCACCUUUAUGAAGGCCAGGCUUAAUUGCUCACGGCCGGGCGAGAUUCCAUUCAACUACAACGAGCUGCAGGGAACCUUUUUCCUGCCUGAGCUUGAGCUUCUCUAUGGGAUUUUCACUACUAAUGUCAACAGCAUUGCCGCAUCAGCAGUGUGUGCCUUCAAUCUGAGCGCUAUUACCCAAGUGUUCAGUGGGCCUUUCAAGUACCAGGAGAACUCACGCUCCGCUUGGCUGCCCUACCCCAAUCCCAACCCUGACUUUCAGUGUGGCACUAUAGAUUACGGCUCCUAUGUGAACUUAACGGAGAGGAAUUUGCAGGAUGCCCAGAAGUUCAUUCUGAUGCACGAGGUGGUGCAGCCCAUCGUUCCUGUGCCAUACUUCAUGGAGGACAAUGUGCGCUUCUCCCAUGUGGCCGUGGAUGUAGUGCAGGGCAAAGACAUGCUCUAUCACAUCCUUUAUCUAGCAACAGAUUACGGUACUAUUAAGAAGGUGCUCUCUCCGCUGAACCAGACCACGGGCAGCUGUUUGCUGGAUGAGAUUGAGCUUUUCCCCCCAAAGAAGAGGCAGCCAAUCCACAGCAUGCUCAUACUUCACAGCCGCAGUGAGCUAUUUGUGGGAGUCAGAGACCAGGUCAUCAAAAUCCCCCUGAUGCGCUGCAACUUCCACAAGUCUAGAGAUGCCUGUGUGGGGGCCAGGGAUCCGUACUGCGGCUGGGAUCUGGUGCUCAAGAAAUGCACCACCCUGGAAGAAAGUGUCAGCAUGAGCCAAUGGGAGCAGAGUAUCACACGGUGUCCUGUGAGGAAUGUGACUGUGGAUGGUCAUUUUGGAGCCUGGUCAGGAUGGAAAGCUUGCAGUCAUAGUGAUGGCGGCAGUGUUGGUUCAUGCCAGUGUCGUACUCGAGCAUGUGACAGCCCGAGCCCUCAGUGUGGAGGGCAGCCGUGCCAAGGAAUCAGUGUUGAGGUGGCUAACUGCUCCAGAAACGGGGCAUGGACGCCAUGGACGGCAUGGGCUCCUUGCAGCACUAGCUGCGGGAUCGGUUUCCAGGUCCGACAGCGUUCCUGCAGCAACCCCACUCCCCGCCAUGGAGGACGCGUUUGUGUGGGCCAGAAUCGUGAAGAGAGAUACUGCAAUGAGCACCUGCCCUGCCCCCCACAUGUCUAUUGGUCAGCAUGGUCUCCAUGGGAGCGCUGCACAGUUCCAUGCGGCGGUGGGAUCCAGUCGCGACGACGAACGUGCGAGAAUGGAAACGACUGCCCUGGAUGCAGCAUUGAAUUCCAGUCCUGCAAUACCCUCCCUUGCCCGGAUCUAAAGAAGACCACUCCCUGGACCCCAUGGAUGCCGGUGAAUAUCUCAGACAAUGGAGGCCACUAUGAGCAGCGGUUCAGGUACACCUGUAAGGCGAGGGUCCCGGAGCCCAGCCUGCUGGAAGUAGGGAGACAGCGGAUUGAGAUGAGGUACUGCUCCAGCGACGGAUCCACGGGAUGCUCCACAGACG